This is a messenger RNA of Cucumis melo (muskmelon), 1576 nucleotides long. RefSeq names its product serine/threonine-protein kinase RIPK. The record is from RefSeq and is a predicted model, not a curated record. The transcript is spliced from 5 exons. Bases 29 to 1330 code for a protein of 433 amino acids. Lineage: Eukaryota; Viridiplantae; Streptophyta; Magnoliopsida; Cucurbitales; Cucurbitaceae. Gene Ontology annotation, molecular function: protein kinase activity; ATP binding. Gene Ontology annotation, biological process: protein phosphorylation.
UCCAAAAAAGAAAAAGCUUCAGUGAACUAUGGGUUUCAAAAAGCUAUCAUUAUUCUCUCCAAAGUAUUUGAUGCCCAGUUGUUUAAAGCCAAAAAGGCUGCUCAAAGGCUCUUCUUCUUCUUCAAAUGGAAUUCAAACUUCAAAAAAAAUCUCUCUCAGAAGAAUCUCAUCAUUUUCUGAUAUGAGUGUUAGAUCAUCUUUAUCAGUUAUCAGUGAUCUUUCGAACUCUUGUAUUGGUUCAAAUCUUCAAAUUUUCACCUUUAAUGAACUUAAAGAACUCACUCAAUGUUUCACAAAAAGUAAUUAUUUGGGUGAAGGAGGAUUUGGGCCUGUGUUUAAAGGGUUCAUUGGUGAGAAUUUCAAGCCUGGUUUGAAAUCACAGCAAGUGGCUGUCAAGAUUUUGGACUUGGAUGGCUCUCAAGGCCAUAGAGAGUGGCUGGCUGAAGUGUUUUUUCUUGGGCAAUUGAGACACCCAAAUCUUGUUAAUUUGAUUGGAUAUUGUCUUGAAGAUGAACAAAGGCUUCUUGUGUAUGAAUACAUGGAAGGAGGAAACUUGGAGAAUGUGUUGUUUAAAGGUUGUUAUGUUUCGAAUUUGACAUGGUUACAAAGGAUGAAGAUUGCAUUAGGAUCAGCAAAAGGUCUUGCUUUUCUUCAUGAAACUGAAAAACCGAUCAUUUUCCGAGAUUUCAAAGCUUCGAACAUCUUACUCGACUCGAAUUAUAAUCCAAAACUUUCGGAUUUCGGGUUGGCCAUAAAUGGUCUUGAUGAAGAUGAUAUGCACACAGCGACUCGAGUCAUGGGAACCGAAGGUUAUGCAGCCCCAGAAUAUGUCAUGACAGGGCAUUUGUCAACAAUGAGUGAUGUAUUUAGCUUUGGAGUGUUUCUACUAGAGUUGUUAACCGGUCGACGAGCAAUUGACAAUAGUCGGCCGAGCCGAGAACAAAACUUGGUGACUUGGGGAAGGCAUCUCUUGAAAGAUAACCACAAACUUGAGAAAAUAAUUGAUCCAAGGCUUGAGGGUGAAUACUCAAAUGAAGGGUCUAAAAAAUUGGCUGCAUUAGCUCACCAAUGCCUUAGUCACCACCCAAAAUGUAGGCCUUCAAUGAGCUCAGUGGUGAAGGAUUUGGAAGCUAUUGUAAAGAUGAAAGAGUUUCUAAUUGAGCCAUUUGUGUAUAUUGUCCCAAGUGAAGAUAUCAAAGAGGUGGAGAAAUCGACGAACCAGCACCGAGACCAAAAAGGUCGAAGCUAUAGGCUUAAGCUACCAUCGUUGAGGUCGAGGUCAAGAUCCGGUGCCAUUCAUUCCGAUACUACCUUUGUGGAAAAUAGAUAGAUUGAGUUCAUGUUUUGUUAGUAUAGUUUGUGUUAAAAUCAAUGUUGGACAUAAAAAACUAUAGGGGAAAUAGAUGUUAGUUGGUUUGUUUGUUUUUGGAAUUGGUUUUUUCAUAUUUUCUUUUGGUUUCCAAGAAGUUGAGGCCAAUGAAGAUCUCUUGUGAAUGGAAACCUAAACAACUUUUGUUUUUUUGAUGUCUAUGAAUAACUUGAUGUUGUUGCUCAAAAUUUUCCAAUCAAGUUUUCG